Silurus meridionalis is the source of this 2592-nucleotide messenger RNA. RefSeq names its product Mdm1 nuclear protein (gene saxo6). Gene Ontology annotation, biological process: negative regulation of centriole replication. Bases 234 to 2348 code for a protein of 704 amino acids. Lineage: Eukaryota; Metazoa; Chordata; Actinopteri; Siluriformes; Siluridae. The transcript has 15 exons. Gene Ontology annotation, molecular function: microtubule binding. The record is from RefSeq and is a predicted model, not a curated record.
GACAACUUCAAGCAACAUGGAUUUUAAGCUGCCAGGAGACCGCACUGUACAUUUCUAAAGGUGCUCUAGUGCCCAUGCGCGUAUCAAGGGACGCUCGAACCAGGGCGCGUCACCAUGGCGAUUAGCGUCUUUAACUUGCAACUAAAUCCUUUAGUUGCGUCCCAGACGGAUACACAGCGUGUACACAACCCCAGCGCGUCUGUUCUCAUUUAGCUCGAGAAAGUGUCCACAAAAUGACGGUCCGUUUCAAGGGCAUAAAAAGGCAUCAGAGUAAACACAAGGAGUCACAGAAGCAAGCAAUGCGAUUGGCUGGACUGCGCUCUGACCAGUUGGGAAUUAGCAGAGAACCCCAGUUUCAAUCCAAGAAGAGAGCCCAUUUAAAGCCACCUCAAGGAGCUACAUCUUUCCAGUGGGGAGAUCCAGGUGUUUUAACCAGAAGGCAGAUUACACCCCGUUCGGCUUCCCCUCCGGCUGUGGUCUCUGCAGCACAAACCGGCAAUGCAGAGAAUGUAGAAACCCCUCUAGCCCCAAGAGAAUCCAAACCAACAAGAGCCUUGACAUUGACUCCGGUUCAGAAAAACUGUUCAUCUGAUCACAUUUCCAGGGCCUCUGCUGACCAGCAGACACAAAAACAGCCAGCAGAUGGGGUUAACCAUGUACUAAAGAAGAAGGCAGGCUUGAAGUCAGAGCGCCAGAGGAACGUGCGCCAGAGCUCCGAGUAUCAGAGGCAGUAUCAGUGGAGAACUCCUGCAGCUGAUUCACCACUUCUUACUGCCCAAGAGAUGGUGUACUCCAGCAACAGGUCUAUCCCACCUUUUAAGUCUAAUCCAGUAGUAAUGGAGAGUGAAUACAAGAGGUGUUUUAAAGGAUCACCUCCACCCAGAGGCCCACGCUUACGAAGAGACAUUGAACUAAAUGAGAUUUCACCUUUAAAAAUGGAUAUCACCCCAGAAAAGAGUAAGAAGAAAAAACAAAGGCAUCAGCGACUCAGCAGGAAGUCAAGCCCAAAAGAGAGAACUCCUCAUACAGAGCCACAGCCCUUAGAGCAGGAACCGGAGACACCACAAGCCCAAAAAUCUGUUUCACCCAAAGUGGUUAGGAAGGCAAAGACUGAAUACAGCUCAAACUUCCGCUCUCCUUUUCAAUACUGCUACAGGGAUGGUGCCUGGGUCAAGUCCAAGACUGUAGGAGAAGAGGAUCACAAGUGGUAUCACGAGGUGCAGGAGCUACGUCAGAAAGCAGAAGCGUAUAGAAAGAGGGCCUGGGGAACUCACUUUUCCCGGCAGCACCUGAGCCAAAUCCUGUCAGAGCAGAACUGCCUGUGGGAAGUAUCUAGUGGUUCUUCUCCAUCCAGUCUCACUGAUGAGGACACUCAUUCCAAUAACAGUCCCAUUAUCGAGGCCCUGGAUCUGGCCAGUGUCAAGGAGAGCUGUAGCCCAACUGGAUCCAUGUCCUUGACUGCAAGUAGGAGAAACUCUUGUAAUGAGACAGAGCUUCCUUGCAGCCCCACCUUUCUUGGACACAGGAGAAAGGCAUGGGAUGAGGAAGUAAAUCCUUGUGAAAGGGGUGUGGCUGAUAUAACACAGCAGAGGAAGCAACAGCCCGAGCAGACUGAGGAAGGAAAUAUAAGUAGGCAUUCAGAGAACAACAAGGAAGAGGACAAUUUGGCAGAGCGUAAACUAUCACAUGCAGAGGAAUCUGGAAGCUCCAGUGACGAGGGCAGAUUACCUACUCCCAAACUAAAAACAAUGCGGGCUUUACAGAGGACUCAUCAUGACCUCACUACUCCUGCAACUGGUGGCGCUAUACUAGUCUCCCCUCAGAAGAGUAAGCAUACCAAGACCUGCAGGAGGACUGAAGCGCCACUUGGAAAAGCUCACUCACCUUACAGACUACUCAGUUGUGCAUCAAAUCCUGAAAGAAACAUCAAGACCGAGGGUGUGAGCUCAUCUCGUUCUCCUCCAGCUGCAGGGAUGGCAACAGUAGACCCGCUUCCCCUAAGAGAAGACACAUGGACUGAAGACCCUCCUAAACCUUCACCUGAUCCAAAACUAACUAGAAAAACACCUCAUAAAAAAGCAAGCACUGCCUGGAUCAUAGACUGUACCCCUUCACAUGCUAACAGAAUUCAAGGCACACUGAGGAACCCGGAGUUUCAGCAUAACGGUAACCUAGGAGUCCAUUGGCCAGAAAGAGCUGUGUCCCCUUCCAAUGACUGUCUAUCUGACAAUGAUUUGGAUGACAGGAUGUCCCAGAUCUCAUUCCAGUCAGCAGCUUCCUGCUCUUUGGCAUCCCAGGUUUUGGACCGUGCUCAGAAGAGGAAAGAAGACUUCUGGGGAAAGAGUUAAUGCCAAUUUGGUGCAGAAAUCACCUCUUGCUACUCACAGACCAGUACGCUAAUGUAUAAUAUAAAAUUCAGGGAUCUAAGCGUUAGAAUUGUCAUUUUUUGUAGUUAUAAAAUAUAUUUUGAUACUAAUGAUAUAGACUGGUCAUGGACAAAGGUUUUAAUGAAUGCACUUGAAAUUAAAUUUCAAUGAAAUUGUCUAAAAAAAUGUAAUGCAAAAAAAAAAAAGAUUUGUUUAUUAGUUGGUA